Molecule: messenger RNA, 930 nt
Organism: Leptosia nina
Lineage: Eukaryota; Metazoa; Arthropoda; Insecta; Lepidoptera; Pieridae
Source: the annotation of a GenBank genome assembly
AUGGACGACCAAGCAUGUCCACGUUGUAAAACAACAAAAUAUAGAAAUCCCUCGUUAAAACUUAUGGUCAAUGUUUGUGGUCAUGCCUUGUGUGAAAGUUGUGUUGAUUUACUAUUUUUGAAAGGAUCGGGAUCAUGCCCUGAAUGUAAUGUACCGCUUCGUCGAAGUAAUUUUCGAGUACAAUUAUUCGAAGACUCCAUGGUAGAAAAAGAAAUUGAUAUACGCAAACGGAUUCUAAAGGAUUUUAACAAAAAAGAGGAAGACUUUACAACGCUAAGAGAGUAUAAUGAUUAUUUAGAAGACAUAGAAUCAAUAAUAUAUAAUCUAGUAAAUAAUAUUGAUAUAAUUAAUACUAAUAAGAGAAUAGACCAAUAUAAGAAAGACAACAAAGAGCUAAUUUUGAAGAAUAAAGCAAAAAUUGGGCGUGAAGAAUUAGAGUUAGAAGAAAUUUUAGAAAUUGAAAAACAAAUGGAAGACAUUCGAAGGGCAGAAGUAUUAAGGGUGGAACAGGAAACUAAAAAACAAAAGAUAAGAGAAAAGGAGGCGUUGAUUGAUGAGUUAAUGUUUGCCGAGGGUGAUGCAAAAGAAAUACUUAACACAUUCUCACAGAACUUAGCUAGUAGGCAAGAGGAAAUAGUCCCUAUUUUACCUAAAGUAACCCAAUUCUCAAGUGGUGUUAAAUUUUCAAGAGGAUCCGGCCAGCAAGGACUACCUAUAAUAGAGGAAGGACCGUUGUACAAAUAUGAACCUCUUGCUAUCCCAGACCGGUGUGGUCCCGAUCCACCUUCUCUUCAAGAUAUAGUGAAUAAUGGGUAUCUGAAACAUGUACGGGCAGAGACAGAAACAGAGAAGACCGGAGGUUAUUCUUCCACACUGCCUUGUUUACGUGCUUUACAAGACGCGUUAACGGGUUUGUAUCACUCAAGUUGA